Molecule: messenger RNA, 5299 nt
Organism: Dermacentor silvarum
Lineage: Eukaryota; Metazoa; Arthropoda; Arachnida; Ixodida; Ixodidae
Gene: Adar
Product: double-stranded RNA-specific editase 1
Exons: 6
Coding region: 154-2244 (696 amino acids)
Biological process (GO): RNA processing; adenosine to inosine editing
Cellular component (GO): cytoplasm; nucleolus
Molecular function (GO): double-stranded RNA binding; double-stranded RNA adenosine deaminase activity; tRNA-specific adenosine deaminase activity
Source: RefSeq, a predicted model, not a curated record
AAAUCGAGCAAGUCUGGCUACGCUGUUAGCUGCUUUGCCAGCUUCAGUUUUCCUUGGCAUUUGCCUUGUGCAUUUUAAGCAUCGAAUAAUUUGUGGAUACCGAGUCGAAGUCAGUUUAGUAAAAACGCUGUUUACUUAGUGUAUUUUCUCUAAAUGUCUACGGUAACGGCGAGCUCCAAAGAAGACGUAACAAUGGUCCAGACUCCCCAGAAGACAAAAGAUGGGCACGGGCAAGAGCCAAAUGGCAAAGCAGAAGAGGGGGAUGAAAGCGUCACACCAGGAACUAAACGCAAAUCUGGGAGCUCGCAAGGCAGUGCCCGCAAGAAGCAGCGGAAGAACAGCAUUUCGCCAAAAAUGGUGCAGCCAAAAAAUGCACUCAUGCAGCUGAAUGAGCUCAAACCGGGCCUGAAGUACUCUGUGGACUCUCAGGAAGGGCCAGCCCACCAGCCCAGCUUUGUUGUCUCUGUCGAGGUCGACGGCCAGCGUUUCACGGGCCGUGGCCAGUCCAAGCAGCUGGCGAAGCACGCAGCAGCACAGGCUGCUUUAAAGUCUUUCGUGCAGUUCCGUAAUGUGCCCGAAGCUUACUGGGCCAUGAGCCGCUCAAUGGUCCAGUCUGGGGACUUCACCAGUGAUGACGUAGAACAAGACGACAGCAGUGGCAUCUUCAGUGGAUUCACUGCGGAAAACCCCAUUGAAGAAUUCCACCGAGACCAGCUGAAGCGUUUCUCAGGUGGCAAGGACGGAGAUGCAGAGAAAAAGGCUACGAAAGCUGCCGAAGAGGCAGACAAGAAAAACCCAGUGAUGCUGCUCAAUGAGCUGCAGCCGGGCCUGGAGUACACGCUUGUGUCAGAGAAUGCGGCAGUGCCCACACAGCGCUUCACCAUGGCAGUUACGACGACCAACGGCGACGUUUACGAAGGAUGCGGCUCCAACAAGAGGCUGGCCAAGGCAGCGGCAGCACGCGCAGCACUGCUCAAGUUGUACAACAUUAUGGCCCAUCCCUCAGGAGCGCUCAAGCGUGAUGAAAAAGGUCCAAUUGUAGACACCCUGCCCCAGGCUCUGGCUGAUCGACUGGGCAACACGGUCAACGAGACGCUGCAGAAGGUGAUGGCCGACCGGGCAGAGAGCGCCAAGUGGAAAGUGCUGGCAGGCAUCAUCAUGACUGUGCCAUCAUCUGAGAAAGACAAGGAGGAUGAUGUAAAGGUCUUAACAGUGGCCACGGGCACAAAGUGCAUCAAUGGGGAGUACAUCAGCAUGAAUGGGGCAGUGCUGCAGGACUGCCACGCGGAGGUUGUGUCCCGGCGUUGUUUCAAAGACUUCCUGUAUGGGCAGCUCGAGCUCUGGAAGAACGGAAAAGAAGAAGAAUCCAUCCUUGAGCAGAGGCCGGACAAGCAGGGGUUCCGCGUCAAGCCAGACAUCAAGUUUCACUUGUACAUAAGUACGUCACCCUGUGGAGAUGGUCGCAUUUUCUCCCCUCAUGAGUUGAUGGCCGACUCUGCAUCCCUGAAUGCUGACAAACACCCAAACCGUCGAGUGCGAGGGCUGCUAAGAACAAAGAUUGAAGCUGGUGAAGGGACCAUUCCACUGAGGCUGGGCCCUGUGCUGCAGACGUGGGAUGGAGUGCUGCAUGGGCAGCAGCGGCUGCUGACCAUGUCGUGCUCCGACAAGCUGGCCCGCUGGAACGUGCUGGGCCUGCAGGGUUCGCUCCUCUCGCUCUUCAUUGAACCCGUCUACCUGGAGAGUGUGGUGCUGGGCUCCCUGUACCACCCGUGGCACAUGCAGCGUGCCAUGUGGGGCCGCCUAGAGGGCACCCUACACUUGGAUGCCGAGAGCCCCUUUCAACUGCACCGGCCUAGGCUUGGCGCCAUCUCCAGUCCUGAGUCCCGGCAGGGCAAUAUUGCUCGUUACAGGGUAAACAAGUCUCCAAACUUCAGCAUCAACUGGACGGCUGGUUGUGAGGGCCCUGAAGUGGUCAAUGCGAGCACAGGCAAGACGGAGGAAGGCCAGGUGUCGCGCCUGUCUAAGCGCUCGCUCUUUGACCGCUUUUGCCAUCUGUGGGGCCAAGUGCCCUCUAUCGAACAUCAGGACCCCAGCCAGAAGCCCCGGCUCUAUGCAGAAGCCAAGAAGUCUGCUGGCUUGUACCAGGAGGCGAAGACGCGCGUCACAGAUGCCUUCAGCGCUGGAGGCCUCGGCACCUGGGUCUCCAAGCCCAUUGAGGCCGACGAGUUUGAGCUCGACUUUUAAGCAGCGAGGAGGAGUGGCCCGUUGAGCAGGUGCCUCACUGCACGUGAAAACGCUGAGCGUUUUUUCUCCACCCUUAUCUGUUACAGUGGCCAUUUUGUCACCUUUUGUUUAUUAUUUUGGACUCAUCGCGCACUUGCUUCCUCUGCUUUGGUUUUAUCAUGGAAGUUGUUUGUGCAGUUGUUUUCCCCUGGUCUGUCUCUUUCUAGCAUAUUUCUACCAUUUUUUCCCCCAACGUUUUUUUGACGUCAUUUCAAUCGUUCAGUCAUAUUUUCCUUGCAGAGACAGACAGGGCUGUAGGCAUUUUGCAGGUUUGACAGUUCACUUUACUGCUAGAGGCAUUCACAGCUCGUAUCAUUUACUUGCAGAUGAGGCUAGUGCACCAAUGGCAAGGGCUUCACAAGUCGGGCACAUGCCAGAUGCCACACCUUUGGUGCAAGACACCAUUGAGAAAGUGAUUUCUUACCAAGUACAACCUUUGAGCAAUGAAUUAGCAAGCACCACUUUUUUUACUGUUAAAUUACACAUUUCCAUUUUCCCUUUUUCUUUUGCCUGUGACUUUUCAGGCAGCACAUGUCGUACAUUCUCGCCACUGUUCUCAUGUUUUAUGUGGGUUUGUAAGGCUGUGUCAUCCGUUAUCAUUCUCACCUUACAAUGUCCAAGUACUUUCUUGGUCAUGCGUACUGCAUUCGGUGUCUUGAAACCGAGUUUCGAUUUGUCAUUGAACAUAACUCUCAACAAGUGGCAUGGAGGUCAGUCACCUCUUGUAGAAACCUAGAUGCCAGGAAUCGCAAAAAAUCCAAGUCUUCAAAAGACUGCUUUCUCAGACACAUCCUUGGCUAAGAUCUGCAUUGCACUUGCUGUGCAAGUUUGGUGCGACUGCUUCUUUUUUCUCUGAAAUCUCUUGCCUCUCUGUGCAUGAGAUUGCGCUGUGAAAAAUUCACCUAAUUGUGGGCAGAACCCUUGCAAAUGGUUGUUUAGGUAUGAAGGGUGCGGCUUUGUUAAAGUUAUUUCUCUGUCUGUUUUUAUUAUAUGACAUCAUUGUAAACUUUCGCACCUUCAUGAAUUAUCACACAAUGCUGCAACCUUGGGAAGCUGCUGCUUUUUUCCAUUUCCUUUCAUUUUGCCAGCACUGAUUAAAUCAUUCCAUUCACUACUGCAAGAAAAAAAGUGUCUGAACUGUAGGGAGCAACAGUUCAGACACUUGCACUGCGCUUUGUUGCAUACCUUUAGCCAGGCUUUACAAGCAUUGCCACUUCGCAAUGCUGUAGUUUCGAAGAUGUACACACGUGAUCAAAAAUGUGCGGGCCAGUGGUGCUGCCAAAAAAAAAAAUUUCUUAGCUCAGCCAGACCACCUGAAUCCGACAAAUUUGCUGCAAUGUUUGCAACUCCAAGUUGGAACUGCAGUCUUAACUUUCAGGUUACAUGCCAAGGCAUUGAGGAAAUUUUUUUCUUUUUUCGUACCCCUGGGGUGCAUACUUUUAAACACGGGCGCGCACUCGGAACAGCAGCUCUGGUUCCGACAUGCUCCACACUUGUCUUCACUUCAGCCUGAAUGAAGUGUAAACGUUUUUGUGUCAUGGGAAUGUUCUCGUCAAAGGGGAAAAAGAAAAAAAGAGCCAGAAGUGCUUUUAUGGAGAUUGUGUCACUGCCAAUGGCUCUCUACGUCAGCUCCAAAGUAAGCAUAAUUAACUGCAGUAAAUAGUUAGACAGAGUGUCGAAGAGGUCACUACCAGCACUGCUGCUCUUGUCUACUUUCUGUUUUUCGUUAGUAAUAUGAACACGGCAGGCUAAAAUGGUUUGUUUUUAAAAGGUUUAAAAGGUAUUGUGCAUUCUGCGAAUUGAAGCUAUGUUUCUUUCUUCUCUGCAGGUCAGCAAGGCUCUUUAAUGCAUAAAGCCAAUAUCAUUACUGAUUCUUCUGAUUGAUAUGCUUUUGUAUCACAUGGUCAGUUAUCACUUGGUCUUGUGUUCCCCAAACCUUCUUGUUUCUAUAUUCCUGGUAUGUGAAGUGCUGAAGCAUGUUCCUUCUACUUUAGUUUCAGUGUUUUUUGUCUGCUGCUUAUAUUUGUCCUAAUAUUGGCACAGACUGUGUCUUCGAAAUGCUUAACCAUUACGGUUUGGUUAUACAGGCUGCUUUCUUAAAUUUUACAUGCAUUCAUAGAGCGACCCUAUUGCAUCUACGCCUUAAUUGAAAGUGGGGUUCGCCCCUAAUAAAUUUUUUUUAAGUGUUGGCAAGGCUGCAGUACAUGAUGCCUUUCUCUGACGCUUGUACUCAUGGUCUUCACAUUUGUAACCUCUAUAUUUAAAAAAAAAAUUGAACAUACCUAAGGUAGCGUAGACUUCUCUUUCACUCUCAGUAUUUUUCCUGCAUUGUUAUCAACAGCUGGGAAAAAAUUCAUUAUUUUUUCACAAGAUUUUUUUUUUACUAUAGUCGCUUGUUUUUGCACUGUCAUAAUCUGUCUUGUUAAAGGUAUUUCCUCUGUUGAGACUUGUUUACAUUAUGCACAUACAUUUUGCCCCCUUUGUUGUCAUCUGCACAACACAGUGUGUAUAGAAAGGAGCACACUGUGGGCUUUGUAGUGUUUGUAUUGGGUACAGAUUGGAGUAUACCUGGUGUUUUUGAGUGCAUGUUUUCUGUCCAGUCAUUACGACAAAGUGGCUUGACCUUGCACUUUUCUGUACAUAAGGAUGGGCUCAACAUACUUUUUUUUUUCCCAUGUUCUUCUUGCAUACGACUGUGUACAUAUGUAUUGCUAAAAGGGUGUGUAAAAUUUCAUCGUAGUGUGCUUGCCUGCAUUAUUAAAUUGGUUGCGUGGGUUACAUGAUUGACAAGCAAUUUUAUAACUUUGAAGAAACACAUCAUCAAAGCAGUAAACUUCCCAAACUUGUUUAUUGACUCAAAAAAUCGUGAACUGUGGCACUGGUGCAACGCAUGUGCACGGAAUAAUUUUCUGGUCUGUCUUAUUCUGAAGAUAUCGGGAAUGCUUGGCUGUACUCAUGCUGUAAGAUCCACUUUAUCACAGUAGACCCAGCGAUAAAGUUUUUUCGAGUCAUCUAA